AUGUACCAUCCUCGUCAAAACCAGAAGAAUUCGCAGCGCAAGAAAAAGAAAACAGGCAUCAAAUUAAAUGCGGAGGACAAUUACGAAGAAGUGGAUGCUAUCAUCAAUCAUACUCAAGACUCAGAUGCAGAAAACUCAAAGGUCCAGAAACCAACCAAGAAGAAAACAUCUCCAUUUGAUACGAUCCGAGAUUACUUCAAGGCCCCAUUUCAUGCCAAACCAACUGAUACAGUCAUGUUUCCCAGUCACUACAAGUAUGCCCACGAUUUAAUCCCCGGACUCUUCAACACCAGGAAAGCUCAAGUUAUUGCGGCUUCUUCAACCUCGCUGGAGGAACACACCACACCCGUCGGAAAUAAAUCUAAAUCAAGCAACAUGAAUUGA
Puccinia triticina is the source of this 384-nucleotide messenger RNA. RefSeq lists its product as uncharacterized. NCBI's taxonomy places the organism in Eukaryota, Fungi, Basidiomycota, Pucciniomycetes, Pucciniales, Pucciniaceae. The transcript is spliced from 2 exons. The coding region runs from base 1 to 384 and encodes 127 amino acids. The record is from RefSeq and is a predicted model, not a curated record.